AUUCUUUUCUUUCAUAACAGCCUUUGAGGUUUGAGAUAACCCAAGCAAACCUCACAGAGACACAGAAGAGAGAUAACGUAGCAAAAACAAUGGCAAUGAAAAUGUGGGCUUCUUCUACAGCAAAUGCACUCAGAAUCUCUGGUGCCUCCAAAGCUCAACUCUCCCCUGCAUUUUCUCUCUCCAGAUGCUUUUCCACUGUUCUGGAUGGGUUGAAGUAUGCAUCUUCACAUGAAUGGGUGAAGCAUGAAGGCUCAGUUGCUACAAUUGGUAUCACUGACCAUGCUCAGGACCAUCUUGGUGAAGUGGUGUUUGUGGAGCUGCCAGAACCCGGUACAGCAGUCUCCCAAAGCAGCAGCUUCGGAAAUGUUGAAAGUGUGAAAGCAACCAGUGAUGUCAAUUCCCCAAUCUCUGGUGAGGUUGUUGAGGUUAACCCGAAGCUGAGUGAAACACCUGGUUUGAUCAAUACAAGCCCAUAUGAAGAUGGAUGGAUGAUCAAGGUGAAGCCCAGCAAUGCAUCAGAACUAGAAUCCUUGUUGGGUCCUAAAGAAUACACGAAAUUCUGCGAGGAAGAAGAUGCAGCCCACUAGAAUGUAAUCAAAAUCUUGCAGGCCAAGUAGUCUUGAACCGACUGAUUUUCAGAUGUUUAAGAAUCUUGUUUGACAAGUUCUUGUCAAAAUAUUAUUACAAAACUGCAGGUUCUAAGUUAAA
Molecule: messenger RNA, 708 nt
Organism: Rosa chinensis
Lineage: Eukaryota; Viridiplantae; Streptophyta; Magnoliopsida; Rosales; Rosaceae
Product: glycine cleavage system H protein, mitochondrial
Exons: 4
Coding region: 90-587 (165 amino acids)
Biological process (GO): glycine decarboxylation via glycine cleavage system; protein lipoylation
Cellular component (GO): glycine cleavage complex; cytoplasm; mitochondrion
Source: RefSeq, a predicted model, not a curated record